CGAGAUUGGAAUUGGCAGAGAAGCGGCGUACACCGGCCAGCCCUCAGUUACGCUCCAGGCAGGAACGACGACACUCGUCAUUGACCAGUAUUGACAAACAGAGCGAGCGCCCGCUUGCCACCGUCGAGCUAUGGAAAGCAACAGCGAAAAUCAGGACGGGUCCGUCGACGGACCCGAACAAGCCGAUUCGACGAACGCGGCCACUCCGCUAUUCGACGUGUUGGAUUUGAUGGACAAGGAGAACUUCGAGCCAACGGUUCCGGACGCUGUCGCCGAAAAGCUGAUGCAAGUUUCCGGCUGCCUCACGACCGACCCCAAAGUGACAAAGCUGAUAGCCGUGGCUGCUCAGACAUUCAUAUCUGUAGUGGCGAAAGACGCUAUGCAGCAUUACAAGAUGAGGGGAGCACCCCAGUCCAACAAAUUUAGAGGCAAGGACGAGCAGCAUAACACACUAGUUAUGGAGGAUUUGAUUUCUUCUAUAGAAGACCGCGGGGUCGUUGUGAGAAAACCCCCCUAUUUCGUCUAAGUCGCUUUUGCAUUUCUCGCAAUAGCAUUGGGGAACUACGAGGGAACGCAAAUUUCAUUCCCAAUCGAAGAUAAACAAGUUGUUAUUUACAAUCCAAUGUUAAAAAUAAAUAAUACGUUCUCCCAA
Molecule: messenger RNA, 652 nt
Organism: Phymastichus coffea
Lineage: Eukaryota; Metazoa; Arthropoda; Insecta; Hymenoptera; Eulophidae
Product: transcription initiation factor TFIID subunit 10-like
Exons: 2
Coding region: 131-526 (131 amino acids)
Biological process (GO): transcription initiation at RNA polymerase II promoter
Cellular component (GO): transcription factor TFIID complex; nucleus; SAGA complex
Molecular function (GO): RNA polymerase II general transcription initiation factor activity; promoter-specific chromatin binding
Source: RefSeq, a predicted model, not a curated record